ACUGUUGUAGAUCCUUGCCUGACUGAAGGCUGCAAUGCUCCAUACAAUCUGGGCUGUAGAGUGGUAAACAACACCGCAGAAUGUAUAUGUCCUACUUGCCCUAAUACUCGUAGGCCUGUUUGCGCAUCUGAUGAUGUGCAAGAUUUGAGCGAGUGUCACUUGAGACAGCAAGCUUGUUUGGGAAAUAUUUCUAUAACAGUUGAUAAACAAGGACCAUGUGGUAAGUUUGCCUUUUUUUUAUUAUUUGAAAGGAAUGAUAAAUAACAAAAUGGUCCUGAUAAUAAAGAUGAUUUGAGCUGCGGAAAUACACAUUUAAAUGAAGAUAUGAUCGUCGCAGCAGUAAUUGCAAUUUAAGCAAUUGCAAAUUCACCCCAAAAAAAUUUCGGGACUUCAACGGGAUUUCAACCCAUGGCGCUGCGUUAGCGCUGCCAAAUAACUCAGUAACACGGGGAUAGUUGGUGGAUAAUUUUCACUCUCGGGCUUACCGAUAUAAUACAUUUUCACCAAAAUUUUAAUUGAAAACUUACAGAUAAAGAAUGUAGCUCCGUUGUGGACAUUGCUUUCAUUAUUGAUUCAUCUGGAAGUAUUGGGCGCAGAAACUGGGUGCGAGUCAAAAGAUUCGUCAAAGCUUUGGUUAGCAAACUUUACGUAAGUAAUGUCGCAGCAAGAGUAGCAGCCAUAGCGUACAGCACCGAUCCUGAGGUGGUGAUGCGGUUUAACGAAAAUCAGGGUACAGACGAGGUUAAUCGAGAAUUUGAUGGAAUGAAACAUCAGCGUGGAUAUACUUACACAGACAAAGCUUUGGAGCUUGCAGAUAGAGAGCUCUUCCAAGUUUCUAAUGGCAUGCGAUUAAGGGUACCGAAGGUAAGGAGUAGCAAUAAUCGUAUUUUCCCCACUACAGCACGUCAUCGUUCAACAAUAAAUCUCCAGGUCUGAAGAAACCAUCCAGUGGCAUAUCAAAGGUAUCAAAGGUAUCAAAGGUAUCAAAGGUUUUUUUAAUUCUCUUCAUCUUGUUUAUUUUGUACAUUUAUUGCAAGCACUGAUUUUUAUUUUUAUCCAAAUAUUCGACAGGAAAAUGAAAAGUAUCCAAGGGUAGCCUAACCCAUGAAUUCUUUUCGACGUUUUAACCCCUGCCCACUUAUUAUUCUUUCUUUAUCAAUCACAUAAAAUACAACGUACAUUAGGAUGCCUCAGCUAACUUUUAGUUGCUAUCAUCUUCUUUGCGUUUGAUUUCAACGCUUAAGCAGAUAUUUCUUCUGCUUGAAGACUACCGCCUUAAUUAACUGAGAAAAUAGAUCGAUAAUUGGUUCUUAGCCAUUAAGAUCUCAGCGGUACUAGCCAUUUUACUUUCUUAGAUAUAAUUUCAAACACUUCCUUUUUCAUGAUGUGUACUUUGGUAGUUGGCUGUUGUGAUCACAGAUGGAAACCAGACCAAAACCGGACAGUACACACCACUUACAGUUGCGUCGCGUGGGAUUAAAAGGAAAGGAGUUACUGUGUAUGCUGUUGGAGUUGGCAGAGCUGUAGGCAUGGCAGAGCUUCUUGAGAUUGCAUCGGCACCUGAAUAUGUUUUUACUUCCCCAUCAUUUAAAGGUCUUCAGAGCCUCACUUCAGGAAUAAGAAGGCAGUUGUGCGUAGGUAAUGGUUUAAAGCUUGAAGGCAUUGAUAUGUCGUAAUAUAUGCAUAAAGUAUUCCAUGCUCAAUUGUUGCUGGGGUGUGACAUGUUUCCUAAAAUGGGUUAAUUCUCUUGUCCCCUCUUCGACCAUAUAUACAGAAGGACCAUUCUGUACUUUUGUUUUGAGCUGAUAAUCUCCAAGGUACAACAAGUGUUUUCACUUGUCAAUAUUUUUUUCCUCUUGCUCUUUCUUCUGUAUGGCAGAUUUUUAAGUUUGAUUUUCAUUUUCGGGUGCUGUUUGAAACAGAAGUAAAUCGGGGUUGGCGGUGAUUAAAGAACCCUUACGCCACACCUGCAAAGGUGCUCACCAACCAAUUCAGAUAUCCAAGUAAUGGAAAUAAGUUAGAAGUAAUUUUACAGCUUCCUCUGGAGAGUCAGCUAUGCUGAAAACAGGGGUUGGGGGAUUUUCAGCUCCUUUUGUAUAAGCGAUUCCCUAUUUUUUUCGAUGCUUGAAUCAGGGCUUGAAAAAACUUGAAUUCCAGCUGGUCUUUUAAGCAAGCAGUUUUCACAUUUUUCUUGCCGUCUUACUCAUUUUACUUAAUGAUUUUGUUAGAGGACGAGUUGCCUGGGCCCUUGCCCAUUGGGCAAGUGCGCUUUAAAAGUUACAAUCUACUUGUCCCGGACUACCAGAUGGGACUUUUUUAGAGCCCACUUUUUUUAGAACCUUAUUGAAUUUUUUAGCGGACAAGAAAAGCUCUCUGCAUCGCUAAUUCCAACAAGCCAUCUGAGCUGAGAAAAGGGUUGAGCACAGCAUGAGUAUGCUCUUAUAUUGUUUUUGUUGAUGAUGAUGAUGAUACUGGUGUUAUUGUGUAAGGCUUGCGUUCAACUUUAGGUAAUUAAAAGUGACCACAAUGGUUUGAUCACUUUUUUGUGUCAUACUUUUUUCUCUGUUUGCCACAGUGCCUACACCGCCAGAAACAACACCAACGCCUUCUGCUCCAGGUAAGUGACUUAAAUCUUCACGUUAUAGGCACAGUGCAGUCGAACCUCUCCAUACGGAACGACAUGAUAGGGAUAGCUCUAUCAUGUAUCACUCUCUUGGUCCCAAACUCACCUAUCGUCAUACAAACCCUACCUCCUAUUACGCACUACUUUUUAAUGGGGGCAUCUUACCUUGCCCAUUGGUGUUGGUAUCAUAGACUCUACCAUGUUUACCUAAUCUAUGUUGACUACAAGGUGUUUUUGUUUCCAUUUUUUCGCCUUUCCAGCAGGAGACAUUUGCCCGAUUCCCAUGGAUACCACCUUUAUAGUGGACUCAUCAAAUUGUGACGACAGGAGCAACUGGAAUCGUUUAUUGUACUUUCUUCAGAUUUUGGUCACAUAUUUUAAUGUUUCACCAUCUGGGGGCCGUAUAGCUAUCAUCUCCUAUAGCACUGAUGCCAAAGUGGUCCUCAAAUUCAACACAUUAAGUGGAAACCUUCUGACCAGCGCAGAAGCCAUCAGACAAGUCGGCCUCUUACAAUGCCAGGGCGGUGGGCUUAGAAGAAUCGAUAAAGCAUUGGAUCUGGCAGACAAGGAGGUUCUGGUACCUGCUGGCGGAGUGAGAGACAUCUCACGGGUAAAGAAAAGAAUAGUUCAUAAUCGAACAAUACUGGUUGUCGUCUUUAGUGCCCACCAUUUUUUUGAUUAGAUACGAGGCUGUCAAAGACAAAGUGCCACCCGGUUGACAAGGUUGGUUAGGUACCUGACUUUGAAAUAGACCAACACUCACGAAUUUGAUUUGAAUAGUGGAGGAUAAUUUGCCGACUUUGUCCUCGCAUCUGCACUCAUGUAAAUUUUCGGAUAUUGUUAAGGUUUUUGAAAACUACAGGGCUUUUGUUGCUAGCAUUAUUUUGUGUUUCGAGAGGCGGCACUCGACUUCUAAUGGGAAAUAAUCAGCAAAUUUUCGGUGUGUCAUAUUCUUACUUAAUAUGGGUCUAGAAGGGAAAAAGUGUUAAGCGGGGCACAAAUGAAAUAUCAUAUACCGAUAUAACGACACGGUAAUUAAUAAUUACUUCAGAAGUUGGUUCACCGGACCAAUCUCAAAUGUUAGUUCCCGCAAAAUACGGAAAGAAAAUAAAAGCCUACACGCCUCGUGCGCGCAUUUUAAAUACUGAUCACUAGCUUUUAUGUUUAUCGUUUUGCAGCCUGUUCUUGUCAUAACUACUGGAAAGCAAACGGCGGUAAAAGGAGUCUACACCCCUCUUGAUAUAGCAUCUUCUCGCCUUCAAAACAAGGGCGCAGCCGUUUUCGUCCUGGUCAUUGGCAGUGAUGUUGACAAUUCAGAACUAAACCAAAUUGCGUCUGAACCAAAUAACUUAUUCACAGUAGACUCGUAUAAGGAAUUGUUCAACAAAGCUGAUGAAGCAAAAAGAGGAAUUUGUAUACUAGGUAUAAUCUUAAACACUUUCUCCUCAUUGUGAAUCUGUCGUUGGCUAAAUGAGGCUAACUGAGUCCCCUGCACGGUUUUUCGGGGCCAUCUGACGUUGGUGUUGUUUUAUGUAUACAUGUACGUUUUUUAGACUGGCAGAAACUAAGCACUUUUCAUAUCGAAUUGGAAUUUGGAAUUUUGAGUUUUGGGGAGAGGGGGGAACCAGAGUAACCGGAGAAAAAAAACUCUCAUAGCCAAGGAGAGAACCAAAGACAAACUCAACACACAUCUGGCAUCGAACUCGAACUUAAGCCACUGGUGGGAGGCAAGUACUUUCAUGCGCCAAACCAGCUUUCCAAUUUGCAAUUUCCUUUUUUCUUAUCCUAUUGGCUAAUUCAACCCUGUCUGUUUUUUUUAGCAACACCAACACCAACUCCAACACUAGACUCUUCCACACCAGGUUGGUAUUCCUUUGCUAAAGGUAUCUUCCGACCCUUUAACGGCUAAAGUCUUUUAAAGCGACAAUAGAGAGGCCACUUCCACAAGUAAUAGGUGUUAAAGCUUGUAAACUUAAAGCUCUGUUUUUUCUUCAGCAGAGGAGGAAUGUCCGAUACCUAUGGAUACAACAUUCAUUAUCGACUCAUCUCUUUGUGAUGAUGCUAGCAGUUGGAAUCGGCUACUGUACUUUGUCCAGACUCUGAUCAGCUUUUUCAAUGUCUCUUCAUCUGGGGGUCGCAUUGCAUUGAUAGAGUUCAGCACUGAAGCCAACGUGGUUCUCAGAUUCAAUACGUUAACUGGAAGCCUCCUGAAUGACGCUGAGGUCAACAAAAGGGUCGGUUCCUUGCAGUGCCAGAGUGGUUUCAGACGAAUUGACAAAGCAUUGGAGCUUGCAGACAAUGACGUGUUGACAACUGCUGGAGGAAUGAGAGAUGUUUCAAGGGUAAAAGAAAAUUUUAUGAAUGCUUAAAGUGUUUUAAAAGACAUACUGCAGAGGGCAGAGAAUGGAGUUAAGGUGGUCAUUGCUUUCUUAUAAGACCUCGGUCGCUAAAACUAGUCCCAAUAACUAUACCCGCGGUCAGUCUUUCAAUUAUUCUGAGCUUUGAUUUUAAGUCUUUUUAAGAUCAAUUGGAAGUUGUUAUGGUUGUUUUGCCAUUUACCAUAUCUGUUAUUUGAAUUUGUUCUACUUAAUCUCUUCUGCCAGGCAACGUCUGGCAAGCCUGUGUGGUUAGUUGAGUGCUUUCCACUAUGUCACAAUUUCCGGAAGUUAAUUGAUUGUAACAUUCAUCGAACGCUUUGGCCAAGAUUGAAAUUUUCCGGAAAAAGUGUUCCAUCUCCAGAAGUGUUCCUCUAGCUGUUACCGGUCGGUCCGUUCACAAACUUGUCGAUCCAUUUCUAACAAUUAACCUUUUCUGUCUUACUUUGCUGAGAGUAUUCAAAAUAUCGGUUUAAACGUGCAUUGAACGCUUCGAUUUUGUCGGAAAGUUCGUUUCAAUCGAACAGUGUCGUUCCAUUUUCUCUACUAAUUUUGUUCAGCUUUUUUCUGACAGGUCUUUCGGCAUGAUGCAAAGCACCUCUUUAAAAUUCCAAUUCUAUCUUUGUUUACCAAUUUAUACAUCCCGUUUUCUUUUCCAGCCUGUUCUCGUGAUCACAACUGGAAAACAAACAACGAACCAAGGAGUGUACAUGCCUCUUGAUAUAGCAUCCUUCUCUCUGCAAAGUAAAGGCGCUUCUGUGUUCGUGUUGGGUAUUGGAAAAGACGUUGACAAUUCAGAACUUAACGACAUUGCUUCAAGCCCUGGCAACGUUUUUACCGUGGAUUCAUUCCAGGACUUGGAUGAGAAAGCUAAUGAAAUAAAGAGGGGGAUAUGUAUACUGGGUAGGUGACAAGAAAGUUAGAAAACUUCCUUUUACAAUUACUUUAAAUGUAUGCUGGGUAGGUGACAAGAAACUUAGAGAGCUUCUUUUACAAUUGAUUUAAUUGAAACUUUUUCUUUUUCUUUUCUAACAUGGCACUGGCACUGAAAGAAACGACACCAACACCGACUCUAGGUAUUUUAUUGAUUGAUUUUAUUUAUGGGUAGUUGUAAAUACCCUUUAAUACUUUCACAAUCAAAAUGCGUCUUAUUUUAUAAUUUUCCGAGGAACACACUUUCUUAACAGAUUUUGAUCAUGCAUGGGACAAACUGAUCCAAAAAGUAUCAUUAUUACCAUCAUCAUCAUCAUCGUUUUCACUUUUAAUUCUGUACCGCCCAAGUGGAAAGCAAUCUGGUUAUUUGAAAUAUGUAAGCUAAGAAAUCACAUUGGCCUUCAGAUUAUAUUGCAUAUGUUGAAUAUUAGCUUACGUCUGGGACGUUUAUUGAAGUUUACUAGUCGAAAGGGAAAGCUAAUUCGAAUAAUUCGUAGAGGCCAGGGAAAAGUGAAUACCUGUCUAAUAAGAUAAUGGUAGAUAUAAAAUAAAGUACGACUUACCACAAAAUGUAAGCAUUUGAUUUAGAGCAAGGGAGAAUAAGCAAAAGCGUUUCUGAGUGACAAACGUUAACGGAAUUUGGGACUUUUUCCCUUUCAAUGUGUGUUGAAAGCCUAUGAAGCCUUAUAACUUGGAAAAGGAGAGGACCACUAAGAUACCCAUAUUUUUUUUUCCUUUUUUAAUGCCAUUUGUUAGCAGCGGAAUCUAAUAAGCCGGAAAAACAUAAGCUCGGACAUCAACCGAACAGACAUGGAGCCGGACCGGGAGAGUAGCGGGAAGACAACAAACUUGUAAUGUGUUUUAAAAAAAUCUGCAAGCAGAAAGGAUAAUUUACUUCCCAUUUUCAAUUCCCCUGUCAUGUUUGUUAAAAGACCCAUGAAACACUUGUUUAAUAAACCAUAACUUCUCAAACCUAUUCUGGGAAAUAAGGAACCAUUUUCCUUGCUGUUUUGCGUCAAUUAUAUAUAUCUGACGGUCUCAUUUUGUUACAGUACCUACGCCAACAUCGACCGAAAGGACAACAACGCCACCGAAAACAACUCCA
Molecule: messenger RNA, 7036 nt
Organism: Porites lobata
Lineage: Eukaryota; Metazoa; Cnidaria; Anthozoa; Scleractinia; Poritidae
Source: the annotation of a GenBank genome assembly